This is a messenger RNA of Suncus etruscus (white-toothed pygmy shrew), 1240 nucleotides long. It is a transcript of the gene PARD6A, whose product is annotated as par-6 family cell polarity regulator alpha. Gene Ontology annotation, biological process: centrosome cycle; regulation of cellular localization; establishment or maintenance of cell polarity. The transcript has 3 exons. Gene Ontology annotation, cellular component: nucleus; cell cortex; apical plasma membrane. Lineage: Eukaryota; Metazoa; Chordata; Mammalia; Eulipotyphla; Soricidae. The record is from RefSeq and is a predicted model, not a curated record. The coding region runs from base 73 to 1116 and encodes 347 amino acids. Gene Ontology annotation, molecular function: protein kinase C binding.
GCCAGGCUGUGCACCUGCGCCUCGCCUCGGCGAGUCGCCUUGGGACCCCGGCCCGGCCCGCCCGGCCCCGCCAUGGCCCGGCCACAGAGGACUCCUCCGGCGCGCAGUCCCGACAGCAUCGUCGAGGUGAAGAGCAAAUUUGACGCGGAGUUCCGACGCUUCGCGCUGCCCCGCGCUUCCGUGAGCGGCUUCCAAGAGUUCUCCCGGUUGCUGCGUGCGGUGCACCAGAUCCCAGGCCUUGACGUGCUGCUUGGCUAUACGGAUGCGCACGGGGACCUCCUGCCCCUCACCAACGACGAUAGCCUGCACCGGGCCCUGGCCAGUGGGCCCCCACCGCUGCGCCUACUGGUGCAGAAGCGGGCAGAAGCUGAUGCCAGUGGCCUAGCCUUCACCUCCAAUUCUCUGCAGCGGCGUAAAAAAGGGCUCUUACUCCGGCCUGUAGCUUCUCUCCGCACCAGGCCACCCCUGCUCAUCAGUUUGCCCCAGGAUUUCCGCCAGGUUUCUUCCGUGAUAGACGUGGACCUACUGCCUGAAACCCACCGCCGGGUUCGACUACAUAAGCAUGGGUCUGACCGUCCCCUGGGCUUCUACAUCCGUGAUGGCAUGAGUGUGCGUGUGGCGCCCCAUGGCCUGGAGCGGGUUCCAGGCAUCUUCAUUUCUCGCCUGGUCCGAGGGGGCCUGGCCGAGAGUACCGGGCUGCUGGCGGUCAGUGAUGAAAUUCUCGAGGUCAAUGGUAUUGAGGUAGCUGGGAAAACCUUGGACCAAGUGACUGACAUGAUGGUAGCUAAUAGCCACAACCUCAUCGUCACAGUCAAGCCAGCCAACCAGCGCAAUAAUGUGGUGCGGGGGGCUUCUGGACGGCUGCCAGGGCCUCCCUCUGCAGGACCUGGCCCUAUUGAGCCUGACAGUGAUGAGGACAGCAGUGACCUGGUCAUUGAGAGCCGCCAGCCUUCCUGUUCCAAUGGGCUGUCUCGGGGGCCUUCCUGCUGGGACCUGCGCUCAGGCCGCCUGCAUCCUGGUGCCCGCAGCUCUCUGACCUCCCUGGAUGAUCAGGAACAGGCCAGCUCUGGCUGGGCCAGUAGCAUGCGAGGAGAUGGGAGCGGUUUCAGCCUGUGAUGACAGUGUGGACACAGCCCCUGGUGCUCCAGGCUUCUGGGAUAUGAUAGGAACUUUCCCAGCGGGGUUUUUGCCUGCUUAUGGGGCCUUCUCUAUCUGGGGGACAUUAAAGAUUUUCUACAAA